AUGUCCUCCCCCACAUACGAGCUCAUCUACUGGCCCGGCAUCCCAGGACGAGGUGAAUUCAUCCGCCUCGUCCUCGAGGAAGCCGGAGUCGAAUACAAGGACACAGCCGUCGUCGACCCCGGCGCAGCCGCUCAAAACGUCGCCGUGCAAAUCGAUUCCUCCAACACCGGAGACGGUAACAACCCCCCUCCUUUCGCCCCACCUAUUCUCCGACACGGCGAUCUGCUCAUCAGCCAGACGCCCAACAUUCUCCUGUACCUCGCGACCCGUCAUGGUCUCGCUCCUAAGGAGGACAGCCCCGGCUUCUACCAUCUCAAUGCCCUUGCCUUGACGGUGCUGGAUGGUUUGUCUAAUGAGGCUCAUGACACGCAUCAUCCGAUUGCUGUGAGCGAGUACUACGAGGACCAGAAGGAGGAGAGUAAGCGCAGGGCUGCCGAUUACAUCAAGAACCGCAUUCCCAAGUUUUUGGGUUAUUUUGAGAGGGUUAUUAAGGGCAAGAAGAGUGGUGAUGGACCCUGGUUGUAUGGUGGGAACUUGACCUAUGCGGACUUGGUCCUCUUCCAGGGUAUUGAUGGUAUCAAGUAUGCUUUCCCCAAUGCCGUUGGGAAGCUCGAGGCCUCUGGGAAAUAUGCCAAUGUCUUCAAGCUGCACCAAGCAGUCAAGGACCGCCCUCGUAUCAAGGAAUAUCUUACCAGCAAACGUCGCCAGCCGUUUGGUUUGGGCCUGUAUAGACACUAUCCCGAACUUGACUCGAAGUAG
Messenger RNA from Scedosporium apiospermum, 759 nucleotides. RefSeq names its product Glutathione s-transferase. Gene Ontology annotation, biological process: glutathione metabolic process. Lineage: Eukaryota; Fungi; Ascomycota; Sordariomycetes; Microascales; Microascaceae. The record is from RefSeq and is a predicted model, not a curated record. Gene Ontology annotation, molecular function: glutathione transferase activity. The transcript is spliced from 2 exons. The coding region runs from base 1 to 759 and encodes 252 amino acids.